AUGAAAGGUGUAAGUGAGUGUGGGUCUUUGGUGCAAAUAGGAAAUGCAAAAUUCAAGUUCAAGAUCUGCCGAGGAGGUCGGCGGAAGCAUAGACAUAUUGACGAUUCCAACGAAAUAGUUAACAUUUAUCUGGCUUUCGACCCCUCCAUAUCGCCAUACUAUAAAGUCAUUUCAGUUGCGCAACAGUUAUUAGGUGGCAGUUGGGUCUUCCAUGAAUAUUCCUUCCAAACUCGCUCGUGGAUUAGCGCAGGGGCAGGGGUUUCUUCCCCUACCCAAUUAUCAUUGAAAGGUGCUAGGGCUAAGUGUGUUUAUUGCAACCGUGCAAUUCACUGGUGCAGGAAAAGUGAGUUCUCAAUGUAUUUCAAUGUUGAUACUCUACGCCUCAUAAAACAUUGGCGAAUGCCGCUGUCGGAUUCAGAGUGGGUGAACCGAGAUAUCAGUUACUUUGGAGAGUCUGGAGGGCGUUUGCAUUUGGCGGUUACAUAUGCUAAGCAAACUUUAAUAUAUGACAUUUUUGAGCUGAAGGAAGAUUAUUCUGGGUGGUCAUUGAAGCACCGUGUUGAUCUUAAUCCGCUGCGACACAUGUAUGAGGGCUUGUCUAAUUGCGUCCUUACCAUUGUUGGCCCUGUAAAUAAAGAGAAAUCACUGUUGGUUUUGCUUGCAAGUGCAACUGAAGGAACACUAGUAGUGUAUGAUCCUGUAACUUCAAGAAAUUAAAGUUAUGUGAGAUUGAGAUGGGUAGGACAGUUGGUCAUCAUGUACAAGAUAGUAUUAUUUUUGGUUGGGUUUUUCAGUAUUUUCAAAACAGUGCUUUUGUUGAAGCUUGUAUUGAUAAAGCAGAC
Messenger RNA from Lotus japonicus, 842 nucleotides. Its product is annotated as F-box protein At5g07610-like. The transcript is spliced from 3 exons. The record is from RefSeq and is a predicted model, not a curated record. NCBI's taxonomy places the organism in Eukaryota, Viridiplantae, Streptophyta, Magnoliopsida, Fabales, Fabaceae. The coding region runs from base 1 to 717 and encodes 238 amino acids.